AACUGAUGAUAAGCCCAUUGUAGGUGGUACACACGCUGUUAGUCCUGGAAUACCCGGUGUAGGCGGUACGCUUGUCAUAACUCAUGAGAAGCCCAGUGUAGGCGGUACACACUCUGUUAGUCCUGGAAUGCCCGGUGUAGGCGUUACGCUUGUUGUAAGUCAUGACAAGCCCAGUGUAGGUGGUACACACGUUGUUAGUCCUGGAAUGCCCGGUGUUGGCGGUACGCUUGUCGUAACUCAUGACAAGCCCAGUGUAGGUGGUACGCACGCUGUUAGUGCUGGAAUUCCCAGUGUAGGCAGUACGCUUGUCCUAACUCAUGACAAGCCCACUGUAGGCGGUACACACCCUGUUAGUCCUGGAAUGUCUGGUGUAGGCAAUACGCUUGUCGUAACUCAUGACAAGCCCAGUGUAGGCGGUACACACCCUGUUAGUCCUGGAAUGUCUGGUGUAGGCGGUACGCUUGUCGUAACUGAUGACAAGCCCAGUGUAGGUGGUACACACGCUGUUAGUCCUGGAAUACCCGGUGUAGGCGGUACGCUUGUAGUAACUCAUGACAAGUCCAGUGUAGGUACUACACACGCUGUUAGGCCUGGAAUACCCAGUGUAGGCGAUACACAUGUUUCUCGUCCAGGAACACCCAGUGUUGGUGGUACACACGAUGUUAGUCCUGGAAUGCCUGGUGUAGGCGGUACGCUAGUCGUAACUCAUGACAAGCCCAGUGUAGGCGAUACACAUGUUUCUAGUCUAGGAACACCCAGUGUUGGUAGUACACAAGAUGCUACUCCCGGAAUACGCAGUGUAGUUUCUACACACGCUGUUAUUCCUGGAAUACCCGAUGUAGGCGGUACGCUUGUUGUAACUCAUUACCAGCCCAGUGUAGGCGGUACACACGCUGUUAGUACUGGAAUGCCCGGUGUAGGCGGUACACACGAUGUUAGUCCUGGAAUGCCCGGUGUAGGCGGUACACACGCUGUUAGUCCUGGAAUGCCCAGUGUAGGCGGUACGCUUGUCGUAACUCAUGACAAGCCCAGUGUAGGCGGUACACACGCUGUUAGUCCUGGAAUACCCAGUGUGGGCGAUAGACAUGUUUCUGGUCCAGGAACACCCAGUGUUGGUGGUACACACGAUGUUAGUCCUGGAAUGCCCGGUGCAGGCGGUACGCUUGUCGUAACUCAUGACAAGCCCAGUGUAGGUGGUACACACGCUGUUAGUCCUGGAAUACCCACUGUAGGUGGUACACAUGUUUCUGUUCCAGGAACUCCCAGUGUUGGUCCUGGAAUGCACGGUCUAGGCGGUUCGCUUCUCGUAACUCAUGAGAAGCCCAGUGUAGGCGGUAAACACGCUGUUAGUCCUGGAAUGCCCGGUGAAGGCAGUACGCUUGUCGUAACUCAUGAUAAGCCCAGUGUAGGCGGUACACACGCUGUUAGUCCUGGAAUACCCGGUGUAGGAAGUAUGCUUGUCAUUACUCAUGACAAGCCUAGUGUAGGCGGUACACACACUGUUAGUACUGGAAUGCCCGGUGUAGGCGGUACGCUUGUCGUAUCUCAUGAGAAGCCCAGUGUAGGUCGUACACACGAUGUUAGUCCUGGAAUACCCAGUGUAGGCGAUACACAUGUUUCUGGUCCAGGAACUCCCAGUGUUGGUGGUAAACACGAUGGUACUCCCGGAAUACUCAGUGUAGGUGGUACACACGCUGUCAGUCCUGGAAUGCCCAGUGUAGGUGGUACACUUAUCGUAACUCAUGACAAGCCCAGUGUAGGUGGUACACACGCUGUUGGUCCUGGAAUUCCCGUUGUAGGCGGUACGCAUGUCGUAACUCAUGAAAAGCCCAAUGUAGGUGGUACACACGCUGUUAGUCCUGGAAUGUCCGGUGUAGGCGGUACGCUUGUCGUAACUCAUGACAAGCCCAGUGUAGGUGGUACACACGCUGUUAGUCCUGGAAUUCCUAGUGUAGGCGGUACUCUAGUCGUAACUCAUGACAAGCCCAGUGUAGUCGGUACACAACCUGUUAGUCCUGGAAUGCCCGGUGUAGGCGGUACGCUUGUUGUAACUCAUGACAAGCCCAGUGUAGGUGGUACACACGCUGUUAGUCCUGGAAUACCCGGUGAAGGCGGUACGUUUGUAGUAACUCAUGACGAGCCCAGUGUAGGUACUACAGACGCUGUUAGGCCUGGAAUACCCAGUGUAGGGGAUAGACAUGUUUCUGGUGCAGGAACACCCACUGUUGGUGGUACACACGAUGCUACUCCCGGAAUACUCAGUGUAGGUGGUACACACGCUGAUAGUCCUGGAAUGCCCGGUGUAGGCGGUACGCUUGUCGUAACUCAUGACAAGCCCAGUGUGGGCGGUACACACACUGUUAGUCCUGGAAUUCUCGGUGUAGGCGGUACGCUUGUCGUAAGUCAUGACAAGCCCAGUGGAGGUGGUACACACGCUGUUACUCCUGGAAUGCCCAGUGUAGGCGCUACGCUUGUCGUAACUCCUGACAAGCCCAGUGUAGGCGGUAUACACGAUGUUAGGCCUGGAAUACCCAGUGUAGGCGAUAUACAUGUUUCUGGUCCAGGAAAACCCAGUGUAGGUGGUAAACACGUUGUUAGUACUGGAAUGCCCGGUGUAGCCGGUACGCUUGUCGUAACUCAUGAGAAGCCCAGUGUAGGCGGUACACACGCUGUUAGUCCUGGAAUGUUCGGUGUAGGCGGUACGCUUCUCGUAUCUCAUGACAAGCCCAAUGUAGGCGGUACACACGCUGUUAGUCCUGGAAUGCCCGGUGUAGGCGGUAAGCUUGUCGUAACUCAUGACAAGCCCAGUGUAGGCGGUACACACGAUGUUAGGCCUGGAAUACCCAUUGUAGGCGAUACACAUAUUUCUGGUCCAGGAACACCCAGUAUAGGUGGUACACACGCUGUUAGGCCUGGAAUGCCCGGUGUAGGCGGUACGCUUGUCGUAACUGAUGAUAAGCCCAUUGUAGGUGGUACACACGCUGUUAGGCCUGGAAUACCCGGUGUAGGCGUUUCGCUUGUCAUAACUCAUGAGAAGCCCAGUGUAGGCGGUACACACUCUGUUAGUCCUGGAAUGCCCGGUGUAGGCGUUACGCUUGUUGUAAGUCAUGACAAGCCCAGUGUAGGUGGUACACACGUUGUUAGUCCUGGAAUGCCCGGUGUUGGCGGUACGCUUGUCGUAACUCAUGACAAGCCCAGUGUAGGUGGUACACACGCUGUUAGUGCUGGAAUUCCCAGUGUAGGCAGUACGCUUGUCCUAACUCAUGACAAGCCCACUGUAGGCGGUACACACCCUGUUAGUCCUGGAAUGUCUGGCGUAGGCAGUACGCUUGUCGUAACUCAUGACAAGCCCAGUGUAGGCGGUACACACCCUGUUAGUCCUGGAAUGUCUGGUGUAGGCGGUACGCUUGUCGUAACUGAUGACAAGCCCAGUGUAGGUGGUACACACGCUGUUAGUCCUGGAAUACCCGGUGUAGGCGGUACGCUUGUAGUAACUCAUGACAAGCCCAGUGUAGGUACUACACACGCUGUUAGGCCUGGAAUACCCAGUGUAGGCGAUACACAUGUUUCUCGUCCAGGAACACCCAGUGUUGGUGGUACACACGAUGUUAGUCCUGGAAUGCCUGGUGUAGGCGGUACGCUAGUCGUAACUCAUGACAAGCCCAGUGUAGGCGAUACACAUGUUUCUAGUCUAGGAACACCCAGUGUUGGUAGUACACACGAUGCUACUCCCGGAAUACCCAGUGUAGUUUCUACACACGCUGUUAGUCCUGGAAUACCCGAUGUAGGCGGUACGCUUGUUGUAACUCAUUACCAGCCCAGUGUAGGCGGUACACACGCUGUUAGUACUGGAAUUCCCGGUGUAGGCGGUACACACGAUGUUAGUCCUGGAAUGCCCGGUGUAGGCGGUACGCUUGUGGUAACCCAUGAGAAGCCCAAUGUAGGCGGUACGCACGCUGUUAGUCCUGGAAUGCACGGUGUAGGCGGUAGGCUUGUCGUAACUCAUGACAAGCCCAGUGUAGUGGGUACACACGCUGUUAGUCCUGGAAUGCCCGGUGUAGUCGGUACGCUUGUCGUAACUGAUAACAAGCCCAAUGUAGGCGGUACCCACGCUGUUAGUCCUGAAAUACCCAGUAUAUUCGAUUCACACACUGUUAGUCCUGGAAUAUCGAUUUUAAGCGGUAUACAUGAUGUUAGUCCUGGAAUAACCGGUGUAGGCGGUACGCUUGUCGUAAAUCAUGACAAGCCCAGUGUAGUCGGUACACACGCUGCUAGUCCUGGAAUGCCCGGUGUAGGCGGUACGCUUGUCGUAACUCAUGACAAGCCCAGUUUAGUCGGUACACACACUGUUAGUCCUGGAAUGCCCAGUGUAGGCGGUACGCUUGUCGUAACCCAUGACAAGCCCAGUCUAGGUCGUACACACGCUGUUAGUCCUGGAAUGCCCGGUGUAGGCGGUACUCUUGUCGUAACUCAUGACAAGCCCAGUGUAGGCGGUACACAAGCUGUUAGUCCUGGAAUGCUCGGUGUAGGCGGUACGCUUGUCGUAACUCAUGACAAGCCCAGUGUAGGCGGUACACACGCUGUUAGUCCUGGAAUGCCCGGUGUAGGCGGUACGCUUGUCGUAACUCAUGACAAGCCCAUUGUAGGCGGUACACACGAUGUUAGUCCUGGAAUAACUUCUGUAGGCGAUACAAACGUUGUUAGUCCUGGAAUUCAUAGUGUUAGCGAUGGACACGUUGCUAGUCCUGGAAUAUCUAUUGUAGGAGGUACACACGAGGUUAGUGCUCGUGUACACAGUGUAGCUGAUACGCAUGUUAUAAGUCAGGCGAAAUCCCUUUUAAGCGAUAUACACGUUGUUAGUCCUGCAGUUAGUCCUACAAUAUCCAGUGUAGACGACACGCACGCUGUUAGACCUGGACUAUCUAGUGUAGGUGACAGACUCGUUGUUAGUCCUGGAAUACACAGUGUAGGCGACACGCACGCUUUUAUACCUGGAAUAUCUAGAGCAGGCGAUAGGCGAAUCCACAGUGUAGCGGAUAUUCUAGCCGUUAAUCCUGACAUAUCCAGCGUAGGCGAUAGGCACGCUGUUCAGCAUGGAACAUCAGUCGUUGGCAACAUACAUGCUAGUCAUGGAACAUCAGACGUAAGCGAAAUGCAUUCGGUUAAAUCUGGAACGUCAAUUAAAAGCCAUAUUGUAGCUCCUCAGUCUAGAACUUUAGGUGUUAGCAGCACCACAGAACAGUGGACUACGCAAACCGCUCCACCUAGCACCGUAAAUGGUUGGCAUAAGGAGGUUAUGCUGUGGACAUGGCCAUCGACAAGACUGACCACGGUUUGGACACCAUACUGGACGCCGCAGUGGACACCGAGUUGGACACGGGCAAUGAGAUUUAACUUUUGGUCUCAUGGUGGAGAUUAAACAAAUGCAGUUUACUACAUGUAUACAGAUAACCAGGUCAAAGAGAUUCUACCUACUAUGCUCCACGUCAUAAUGAUAGUAAUAGAAGGUGUAUAACCUAGUUAUCAUCAUGUUUGGUUAUAUCAAAACUCGCAAAUGACAAAACAAUAUUAACACAGUAAUACUAUAAAUGUUAAUGACACUUAUCACAAUGGUAGAUUCUCGAGAAAUAAUAUGAAGAUUUGUGACGUGUGAGGUUAUUUCUUUUGAACAUUUUCUUAUACUAACAUUAAUACAUUAAUGAGGCAUUGACUUUUGACUGGUUGUGAUGUUUUUUGUUUGUUUUAUUUAAUUUAUAUAACAUUUUGUGGUGCUUAUGGGGCUCACGUUUGGUAACAGACAUUGAACUCUUCAAUUAUGGUGCUUAUGGUUUUCUUGUAUUUUAUUAUUAUGUUACAACUAAUAAAUAUUUGUUUGUAAAAAUG
Molecule: messenger RNA, 5883 nt
Organism: Gigantopelta aegis
Lineage: Eukaryota; Metazoa; Mollusca; Gastropoda; Neomphalida; Peltospiridae
Product: mucin-19-like
Exons: 2
Coding region: 128-5419 (1763 amino acids)
Source: RefSeq, a predicted model, not a curated record